Bombyx mori (domestic silkworm) is the source of this 3124-nucleotide messenger RNA. RefSeq lists its product as uncharacterized. The transcript has a single exon. The record is from RefSeq and is a predicted model, not a curated record. The coding region runs from base 455 to 1303 and encodes 282 amino acids. NCBI's taxonomy places the organism in Eukaryota, Metazoa, Arthropoda, Insecta, Lepidoptera, Bombycidae. Gene Ontology annotation, cellular component: mitochondrial membrane. Gene Ontology annotation, molecular function: electron transfer activity; 2 iron, 2 sulfur cluster binding. Gene Ontology annotation, biological process: respiratory electron transport chain; tricarboxylic acid cycle; aerobic respiration.
GUUUACAGUACAACGGCUGCCCUACCCUUCAAACUGAAAAGCAAUACUUCUUCAUGGCAGAAAUUGCCAAGGUGGUAGUACAUGCCCAUGCGUACUGAUAACAUGUCCUGCCACCAGUAAAUCGAUCUUUCAAUAAUCCAUCGAACUUUUGGUAAAUUCAUAAAAAAUAAUUUUGUCGUAUAGAAUAGUUAUGUUCCCUUGGCCUUUCGAAUAGAAUGAAUUAAACAAAAUGUCAAAAUGAAGUAACAAAUAUGUCAAACGAUCAAAAUUUCCAUUCACUACUCGGCAUUCAAAAGAUUAUCGUUUGGUGGUAUAAAUCGACUCGACAUAAUAGUAACAAAACAAGUUACGAACGCUAAUAUUGUACGAUUGUGCUAGACCGUGAAACCCACGAGUCUAGACCAUUUAACGUAGUGUAAAUUAAAUAUUUUUAUUGUGAUUUAAGCAUUACAUAAUGCCUUUGCUUAGGCUGACGACUGGUACCUUCGGGCAGCUGCGUACGUUUGCUACGUCAGCAUCCCUCGCAAAACGUGUUAAGACCUUCGCAGUCUAUCGAUGGAACCCCGAUGAGCCCGACAAGAAACCUUAUACGCAAAAUUUCGAAGUGGAUUUGGACGACUGCGCACCUAUGGUAUUGGACGCUUUGCUGAAGAUUAAGAACGAAGUAGACCCAACCCUGACCUUCAGACGUUCGUGCCGAGAGGGCGUUUGUGGUUCUUGUGCGAUGAAUAUCGACGGCGUCAACACUCUGGCCUGCAUCAGCCAUAUCGAUCAAAACAUUUCCAAGCCGACGAAGAUUUAUCCUCUACCUCACAUGUACGUCGUCAAAGACUUGGUCCCCGAUCUGACCAACUUUUACCGGCAGUACCAGUCUAUCGAGCCGUGGCUGCAGCGUGAAAAUGAAGCUGUUAAAGGUAAGGAGACUCAAUUGCUCCAGGACGUAGAGGACCGCGUCAAGUUGGAUGGUCUCUAUGAAUGUGUGCUAUGUGCUUGCUGUUCGACGAGUUGCCCGUCCUACUGGUGGAAUGGAGAUAAGUACCUAGGCCCUGCUGUCCUCAUGCAGGCCUACAGGUGGAUCAUUGACUCCCGAGAUGAAGCCACUGAGAAACGUUUAUCAAAACUCAAGGACACAUACUCGGUAUACCGUUGCCAUACAAUCAUGAACUGCACUCGCACAUGCCCUAAAGGUCUGAACCCAGGCCGGGCCAUUGCCCAGAUCAAAACCUUACUCUCGGGUAUAGUUAAGAAGCAGCCACCUAUAAUGGACCCUGCUGGCUUGCAGAAGCAGACAGCGAGCAAUUAAUAAACAAAUUGUAAAUAUGAUAUUGUAGUUCAAGGGCUGAAAUCUUAACUGUAGCUACAAUUGAGUGAAUGUUAAGGAGUAAGUUUACUAAAUGUAAAAUAUGACAUUAAUGAAAGCUGCACAAAAGCUAAUGAGUGCUUUAAUGAUGUUGACUUCAACCUAUAUUAUCAUUAUAAAAUAUUUCCAUUGGUUAUCUCUUUACAUAAACAUCAUAAAAUUAGAAAUGAUGUACAAACAAGCUCAGUUGAAAUUAAAUAAUAAAGCUUAUUUGAUAUUAUUUUAAACAUUAAAAUCUCAUUUUGGUGUCUAUCCUAUGGCCUAUGUCAUGUACUACUCACCAUCUGGUCUGCCUCUUAAAAUAUAUAUAAAAAUGAAAUGAAUAUAAAUUUUUGAUGAUUAUUUUUACACAAUUUAUGAAAAAAGGAAUUAUAUUUAAGUGUAAAGAUAUUUUAAUGUUAAUGUUCAAGUAAAAUUCAAUCACUUUUUGAACUAAAAUAUUUGAUUCCCUGAAAUCAAAUGACUAAUGUAAAUGAAAACAUUUGAAUGUUUGUCUACAUCUUUGUUCAACUCUCAAAUUAGUAGCCUAACCUAGCACCUCUUAAAGCUGGGAGUAUUUUUCUGACACAUCUCUUAACAUCUAUAUUAUGAUGGCUUCUUUGGUCUUACUUGCCUAAUUGAACAGUUUUGAACUGAACAAAAAUACCAUUUGGAUUUUACUGCUGGAUUUGGUUUAAUAAGAGCUCACAGGAUGUGAAUCGUAGUAGCCCAUGCUUAAGUUGAAUAUUUUAAUAUGAUAUCAUUAUUUUUAAAUAUAAUAUAAUUUCGUAGUUGGUAAUUAUAUAGAAAUAUUAUAUUAAAUAAAACAUAAUGGAUAUGAAGAUUACAAUUUAAUGAAAAAAAUGUCAAUAGUAAAAUUAGCAGUAUUUCCAUUCAUUUUAAUUUACUGGUAGUGGGACACACUGUGAGACCACAAAAUUUUGAACCAAUAUCCUGCAUAUUAUGAUUUGAAGCCAUUAUAUAAUACCAUUAGACCAUAAAAUACCCAGUCAGAAGAAAGCUAAAUGCAUUUCCCUAUGUCUAUACCACUCGGUACCAGCCCAGAGUUCUUACCCCAUUUUACAUCAAAAUCAUGUCGUUUAGUAAAUUUCAUGACAAUAUACUUUCUCUUGAUCUAAUUUUCUUAUAUCAAGUAUACAAAGAAAUAUGUCAUUAUAUUUAUGUUAGCACAACAUUGUAGUAACAUUUAUAAAGGGUUGUAAUUAUCACAAAGUAGUACUUAAUUAUUUGAUAGUUUUGAUAAAUUGAACCAUUUUCAGAUAUCAUAACCGUUGAAUAGACAAAAAUCAGGAUAUUGUACCUUAUUAUACCUUGUAAUUGGAAAUCUGGACCAAGCUUCAGACGACCAGUCAUUGUGUCACGAACCUUGAGGGAAUCUUAUUUUUAACGACAAACGUCUACAUGACGAUGACAGAUUCCUAAAUUAUGUAUAUACAUUAUGAGUAAUUUGGAGAAUUCCAUUCUUCGGACAAAUAAAUACAGACUCCUAUAGGAAAAGUUUUCCUUUAUAAAAUGAAAAUACUUUUGUACUAAAAGUCAGAAACUAUUUGUUAUAAAUAGUGGUUAUUAUCAAACAUUUUCUUGUAAAAUUACAUAUAUAAACGUCCACGAUUCUCAAUAGAAUCAUUGAAAAAAGUAUUAUUCAAAUAGUAUUGUUAUAAUAUGUUGCGCUUUUCACAUUAUUUAUAUCGUUUCAUUGGGUUUAUUAAAUAAAAAUUGUAAUUUACAUGUACAGUUCUUUAAUAAAUGUUAUUUAAUGAAGAA